Messenger RNA from Klebsormidium nitens, 1450 nucleotides. NCBI's taxonomy places the organism in Eukaryota, Viridiplantae, Streptophyta, Klebsormidiophyceae, Klebsormidiales, Klebsormidiaceae. The record is from the annotation of a GenBank genome assembly.
CAGAGCUAGGAUAGGUCCUGGAUAGGUCUCUAGGUAUCCUCCAACACUUCCAGUACCUACUGUACCGCUGAAAAGCGCCCAACAGUCUAAAGAGUACUUCUCCGUUCAGGCUGGCAAGAUAUCUCUAAAGCCUUUUCAGUUCUCGCUAAAAUGGCACGCGCUCACACUUGCCUGCAAAGAUUCUUUAGGCAGGGCUGUCCAAUGCAGCAAAGAUCCAGAGGGGCCGAACAAAUCAGAAGAGAAGAGCACUGGCACCUUUCUCUGGAAGGGCUGGCAGUAGUGAAACGCUUUGCAGCAUUGGGAGAGCAGACUGUUCAUGCUGCUAAGGCCAGGAAGGGCAGGAGAAGGGAGAAUAAGCGCCAGACGCUAAUAGGAAUCUGAGGCUGAGGGCGUCAGGAGAAGACAGCAUUGCAAAAUGGCGAGGAGGAAGAUCAAUGUUGCCGCCGCAACGGCGUCGGCGUUCAAGCUUCUGAUCAAGAUCCUCAAUGGCAUUGUCGUUUUGGGAGGCAUCUGCAUGAUCAUCAUGGUCAUCUUGCUGGAGAGCCCCGGUGCACCGUCUGUCGCCCCUGGCUGGACCUGCAUCAUCCUUGGUGUCAUUACGCUCCUGGCCGGCGUCUUUGGCUUUGCUGCUGACACCAACGUUGCGCUCUACAUCAUCCACCUCGGGUUUGCGGCCCUCGCGAUCCUUGGCUGCGCUUCCGCUACGCUCGCUACCUUCGUCAACGCGCGGCGCAUCACCGACAGCACGCACUUCAACCCGAAGCGCUUCUCGGACCCCAAGGUGCUCAAGUUCUUCAAGGGCGCCGCGUGGGCGUUCCUCGCCGUGCUGCUCGCUGAGAUCGUGGAGAUCGUACUGGGCGUGAUCGUGCGGCGCUGCCUGCCCGACGACCGGUACAUCGACCUGGCGGAGUACAACGGCGAGCGGAGACAGGUGAUCAUGGACAUCAAGGCGAAGGCGGACAAGAACACGGACCGGACGGAGAAGGCGCGGACGCAGAAGCUGGCGGACAAGAUGAAGGACAAGUACGGCAAGUGGAGCCAUGAGGACUGGGGAGAAGCGGCGUAAAGAGAACGGGCCCGCUGUUCAAAAUAGAAGACAUUUGCAGCGCAGAACAGGACUGGGAUAUGCAGCUCGGAAACACAGAUUACAGAGUGCUUCGCGGGAUAGGACUGAUAUAACCUGACCGACCUAGAUGAACUUACUGGCGACAUGCUCUGAAUUGACCGGACAUGGACAGACAGCAUGGUGCUCUGAGGACUGCUAGACGACUACAUACUGUAACCAAACAAGACCAUCAUUCGAUUGAGCGGCAAUAUCCUUUGAUCAGGUGCGUGACAGGGUGGGAAGGACUAUGUCAGACUCGACCGUUGCAUGCAAACCGUUGAACUUGAAGAACUCUGAUUUUUUGCUUAUAAUCGAACAAAUCCUUGAGAAGCAACCUAUCUUACU